Oreochromis niloticus (Nile tilapia) is the source of this 3625-nucleotide messenger RNA. RefSeq names its product homologous recombination factor with OB-fold (gene hrob). Lineage: Eukaryota; Metazoa; Chordata; Actinopteri; Cichliformes; Cichlidae. The coding region runs from base 568 to 2430 and encodes 620 amino acids. The transcript is spliced from 10 exons. The record is from RefSeq and is a predicted model, not a curated record. Gene Ontology annotation, biological process: recombinational repair.
UUAUUACGAAUAAACGUGAUAGCUUUCACAACUACGACAGCUGUCUACCUGACCAUCUACUGCUCACGAGUAAAAAAAAAUGUUUUGCUCUCUCAGAGAUGAUGCUAGCUCGUCUGGACGUCUCAGUAGAAUUAUUUUUGGGAGACAUUACAAAAUUGCUAAAGAAUUUUGUCUUUUAAGAAAAACGAGUAUUUGCGUGAAUCGGUCAUUUUUAUUGGUUAGAAAGGUUUGUUAUUAACCACGUCGUAGCGUCGCUAAACUUGGAACAAAAACGGAGCUACAUCUAAUGGGAAUGGGGAUUGAAUCAUCUCGCUUCACUUCAACCUCCUUUGUAAAAACAUUCCUUACGUCAUCACGUCGUGUUUGAACGUGGCGGCGCGAUACCAAGCAGUACACCCCAGACAAACUUUACCUGUAGCUGGCAAGCUAGUCUCGCUUAACUGUAGUAAAAAGGGAAAAAAUAGCAGAGAUCAUAUUUGAAAGCCGGCAUUAAAUGGCAAUUAAUGUCUUACAAAGUUUGGUAUAUUUGUUCAAAGUGAUCAACAACGGUUUUUAUCGCGAUAGCCCAUGACUGCAAUGACCUGUAAAUUAAGUGGCCUUUUCAGCAUUGGCGAGGACUUCGAAGAUGAGGACCUGCUCGAGACAGACUGGGCUUCCUGCUCCGUGUCUGGACCAGCCGAUGUGGCAGCUGCUGUGUCAUCCUGCGCUCUGCGUGCCUCCUCUGUUGCUCACAGAGAGCCGGAGAAAAUUUGCCUCCAGCAAACUGGAGAGAGAUCAGCUGCCCCGUGCAAUGGCACAGUAUCAGAGAGCAGCACGCACACUGCUGCUACGGGACAAACUGUUGCUUUGGGGUUGAGACAGCUCUCAUCUUCCUCUCAUUCCAGCUCUCCUCUCCCUACUCCUUCUCCCACGCUGAAUAACUCUGAGCCAAAUCGGGCAACACAACAGAGUCACGCUCACGCUAAGGGGCUGCCGAAGCCCUGUGUGGCUCAGGAUGACUUUGAUGACUGGGAUGUUGACCUGGCAGACCUGGAGGAAUGUGAUGGCCAAAUGGGACAGAUAUCUGAACCUCGUGCUCCACGUGCGCCCGCAGUAGAGCCUCCAGCCAAAAUGCUGCGACCCUCGACCUGUGGACAGACUCAGACACUACCUGUUCGGACAGUGAGGGAGCUUAGUGCCACAUCCAAGACUUCUAGCUCCUUUGGUCACAACUUGGCUCCUUUUCCACCUGUCCAACAUCCAAAUCCUCGCCCUGCUUUCCCUUUAGCCCCUCCACAGAAGUCUGACGUUUUCCCUGGCUUUACUGCAACUUCUCCAGCCCCAAGCUCUUUUUCCAGGACGCUUAACAAACCUCAGCAGCCACAGAAAACAUGUACAACUCCAAGACCCUCCCCUCAGCCCCGCAGCCUCUUUGAUACAGUCUCCCCGGCACCCUCUUCCUCCCCCUCUCCCUCUGUGAGCCCUCAUCCUCUUCACACGCCAGUACUCACCAAUCGCCUGGUCCAGCUAGUCUCUGCCUCCAAUAAGCUUCCCAAGAAGAGGCCUCGCUCAGAGCCACGCCAGCCCAGGACCCGGCGCUUCCCUGGUCCAGCUGGGCUUCUGCCACAGCAGCCUCAGGGUCAGAACCUGGAUGAGAUUGUGGUUUCUGUUCCUCAGACUCCUGCCCAUGGGGCUGUGGCUCGACUACCAAGUCAGGCUUCCAGCUCACAGACUGAGGAAGAAGAGUUCAGCGGCGGCGCCUGGGCAGCGAUGAAGAUGGAGAUGGGAUUGGAUGAGAGGAAUCCAUCAUGCUUCUUGCACUCCUACAGUGUGGUCAUGGUGCUUCGCAAGGCUGCACUGAAACAGCUGGUCAGGAACAAAGUCCCAAACAUGGCUGUGCUUCUGAAGAGCAUCGUCCACACACAUGCUGAUGCCAAGGCGGUGUUUAAGGACCCGACAGGUGAGAUUCAGGGAACAAUUCAUCGGCGUCUUUUAGAGGACAGAGCGGAGGAGCUAAAGGUCGGGGCUGUGCUGCUGCUCAAACAAGUGGGUGUGUUUUCCCCCUCCCAUCGUAACCAUUACCUGAAUGUAACUUCCAAUAACCUGCUGAGGAUCUACGCUGCUGAUGGAGUCAGUCUGACCUCCACUCAGCUUCCCCCUCUGGUCCUGGAGCCGAUGUUGCUGUCACCCACUCAGUCUCCUGGUGUCCUUCAGGAGCCAGUUUCCUGCAUGCAGCUGAUGUUUGAUGAAGAGGAUGACGAGGGAAAAGAUUGGGAAAGACACACAGAGAGAGAGGGAGACCCUCAAGCCCCGGUAGACAGUGGCAGAGCCUACAGCAGAGGCUCCCCGGAGCAUGGUGGGAACACAGCACCACAGGAGCCAAGCUGGGAUGCAGAUGAUGAUCUGGAUGAACUGCUGGGAGAAUUGCCCGAGGAUGCCUGCAGCCUCUGAUGGAAACUUCACAUGAAACUUUACAGACUGUCUCCCAGGACUUGCAUUAUGACUGACUCACCUUGCACUUCUACCCUCAUUUUCCUUUAGAGUCACCUUCUAAACACUGAAAUACUGGUGAAAAUAUGUACAGUAUAUGUUGUUUACUCAAAACUGUUUCAGACCUGUUUAUAAAUACAAACAGAGAAUAGUCUUGAAUUAAUUUGUUGUAACUGUGCCGAUGCUUUGUAUCACCGAUAACUGAUAAGUCGCUCGUUAAUUCCAAAAAUCUGCCUUUUUUUUUUUUAAUAUCAUCUACACAUCCUGUGUUCUUGUAGCGACUUUGAGCCUGUUCUAUGUGCGUAUUAGAGAUGUUCCCCUUCCUUUUGUUUCAUUCUUAUUCAUUGUACCUGCUCCACUGACCUUGAAAUGGAAGACUAAUCUACACAGCAUUGAUUUACUAAUUAUGCAAAAUGAAACCAAGGUGAGGCUGCGACUGUUUUCCAGUUAGUUAGUUUUCAGCUUCAAAGUGGACUGGAUGAUUUUUACCCUGCUUGUUUACGGUGCAUUAAGAGGUGUAUCAGAGGUUUUUGGCUUGGGAUUGCGAGAGGUAGUCCGAGUCCCAUGUGGUUUCCUGACCUAAGCAGUGUUUACCCAACUGUGCAGUGCAUCAGGGUGGAGUCGUACUGUGACUAACAGGCUAAUAUGGUGGCUUUCCCGACAUCUCCUCCCCAGAUCCAGACUUCUUCAGCACUCCUGCCUGAGUAUAACAGAUUCAGGUUAAUCCUCAUCCUCGUUCUCAUUUUGAGUAUGAUGCAGCUGCUCAAAUUGCCUGGUUUAAGUUGAAAAGAGAGGGAGAGAGAACAGGGAUGAUGAAAUGGGUUGUAUUUGCAGUUUUUCAACUUAGCCGUGUGGCUUAAAUAAGUACAUUUACAGUGCAGUCUAAGUAUUUGGACAGUUACACAUGAUCUGUUUGCACUCUAUUUCUGCACGUUGGAUUUGUAAUGGGCCAGUAAAUGAGAGGGGAGAGUAAUGAUUUUCAGUGUAAAUGUAAGGCUGAUUACAUUGUAGCCUGUCACUGCCCUAAUGGAUCAACUGAUGUUUCUAUCCAGACGUGAUGUCCUCCUUCAAUUCAUUUAUACUAACUUUAUAAGGCAGGUUUGAGAGUGUGGUCAGUGGCUCAUCCAGAAUAAACUGUGUCCUUUCUAGAAAGUAA